UCGUCGUUUAGCAAGUUUUUGAUGAUGCAUGAUCCCAGGUGGACUGAUCUGAGCUGUAAUCUGGAUUAGAUGUAAUAUUUAAUGAAUGGAAAUUAGUUUUUCCUAAAGAAAAGAAUAACUGACUAUCCACUUCACCUAGACAUGUCAAUUAGAAUCGAAAUCCGCAGUCCGAACCUGCAUAUCCCUAAAAAUAUCGGUUUAGGCUUAGUUUUAUAAACAAACAAAAAAUCAGACUUUUCGAACUAAAUCUAUUUGGACUUUGGGUAUUUUAGACAUAAGCCCAUUUGAACUAAGAUCGAAAAUCCGAAAUUUUAUAUUUUAGCUUAAAUAUUAUCAUUUUUGAAUCAAAAUCAUUAUUAGUAUUGACAUAUUAUUUUAAUAUUUUUAUCCAAAACCCUAAUAAAACAAAUAUAAAAUUUGUUAAUUCACUUUAUUGUUUGAUCAUUACAAGUGUCACAUUUUAAAUUUUGCAGAUGUAUAUUCUUCUUUUUUUGUACAACAUAUUUUUAUUUCCAAAUACAAAUUCUUAGUUUUUGUACAACAUGUUUUUUAUUUCCAAAUACUAAUUAUGAAACGUUUGACUAUUUCAAUUUUUUUUAUAUAUUUAGUUUUAAUUUAUUUUUGAUUAUUUAAAUUUUAUUAAAUUUGAUUUGUUUAUAAUAUAUUUUAAAAGCAUACGGAAAAGUAAAAUAUUUUUGAUAAAGAAGAAACGUUUAAGCUUACUUUAUAUUUUAAAACUAAAAAAUGAAACUAUUUUUUUAAUGAAAAUUCACAUAUAUUAAAACGAUGGAAGUGACAAUGACAAAUUAUUUUCCGAAAAGCUCAAAAAUACCUGAAAACUUUAUAGCCCUACAAGGGUCAGACCGGGCUUUGAAUUCUAGGCCCAAAAUAUUUUCGGAUCAGAACCGGGCUCAAAUAUCAACGGAUUUAGUGGGUUUGGACCGAACCGGACCGGGCCAGCCCGGAUUGACACCCCUAACUUCACCUUUAAACAUUAACGUUUAAUAAAUUUAUUUUUUUGGUAUAAAAAGCAACUCUUCUUCCUUCCAUUUUAACUUACAGAACGGCAACAAUGGAGAAAGCUCUCUCCUGAUCCUUUUUUUUUUUUUGAACUUUAUAUUCAUCUGUUAAAAUCUUCCGUGUCCUUGAAAAAAUGGAAAAUCGGGUGGGGUUCAGAUUCAUUCCGACAGACGAGGAGAUCGUGGACUAUUACCUCAGGCUCAAAAAUCUCGGUGGUGACACGAGCCAUGUAGACAAAGCCAUUAGCACAGUAGAUAUCUGUAGCUUCGAACCUUGGGAGUUACCUAGCAAGUCGAGGAGGGAAUCGAGAGAUCAGAUUUGGUAUUUUUUCGGUCGGAAGGACAACAAGUAUAACAGAGGAGAGAGACAGAGCAGGAAAACCAGGUCUGGUUUUUGGAAGAAAACAGGAGUUACAACGGAAAUAAUCCGAAAGAGAGGGAACCGGGAGAAGAUUGGUGAGAAAAGGGUUUUGGUGUUUCACUCGAAACCCGAAUGGGUUAUGCAUGAAUAUGUUUCUACGUUCUUGACUCCUACUCAGACCACAUAUACAGUGUGCAAAAUAAUAUUUAAGGAUGACCCCAGAGAUUUAUCUUCUUCUUCUUCUUCUGCUCCUGGUGGUGGUGGUGAAGUUGAGCAUAAUCACUCUCAGUUCACACAUAUGAACAACUCUGGUGAAUUUGAGGUGGGUCUUCAUUUGUUUCAGUCAGGAAAUGUGACAACGACUUCAUUUGUAUUCUUCCGUUUUUUUCAGGGGUUACAGAAUCAACGUCACUUUACUGGCUUGCUUGAUGCGGAGAAGGAAACUCAGAUCCAUGAUGCAUUAUGCAGGGGUUUAGAUAAUGUUUCAACUCAUGAUUUGAACUCUUUUAUCAAUUGUGGAAAUAAUGAUGAGGAGGAGCAUGGGAAUCUUUUGUUUAUGCAAGAAAAUCGCAACGAUUACAGACCUAAAAUGUCACUCACCGGUUUCAUUGAUCAUAGUGAUGAUGAGGAUAGUGAUUCUGAUUUGAUAUCUGCAACAACAACUAUAAGGCUCCAUCCAAACCUCGAGCGCUUGUGAUAGUUUUGGUAGCUCAAAUCGUCGCAUAGACCAAAUCACAGACCUACAAAACUCUCCCAACUCAACAACCAAGCUAAUGUCACCAACUCAAGUGGUGAGCCGUAUUCUAUCUCUUUCUUUGUAUGCCUGACAGUCCCUUAGUGCUAAUUAUGCUACUCACAACAUUUUUGGCUUCUAAUUUGAUAUGGUUCAAGGUGAGAAAAACCAGUCUUGAUGCAUCCAAGGAGAAGUAUGAUGUACAAGGGAAUGAAAUGGGAGAGAACUAUAAAAUGGAUCAAGAGGUCAUCAACAAGAAAAGAGGAAGUUUCUUUUACAGGAAAAUCCGAAGCUGCAUCAAGAAAACUCUGCUAUGUUCUUCUAUCCCCACCCAAGAACAUGAUAAUUAAUUAAUAAAUGAGAUCAAGAGCUACCUUUUGUAUUUUCCAAAUUUGCAAAAGUUCUAUGUUAUGUCUUAUCUUGUUUUGUGACUUUUUUCUCGUAUUAUAUGUCCUUAUGUGUAUAAAUAAUAAAGGCGAAUUGUGAUAACAAGUUGCAUGAAAAGACAAAGUUGUCAAAUUCAUUUGGACGUAGCAUCAACCUGUACUCAAACGAUCCUACCUAACCUUUACAAGAUACAUCAGAUUCAACAAAGUAAACAAACAUUAAUAUCGAAUCAAAAUACAUUAUACAAGUAAAAACUCUAUAAAUUAAUAUUCGAUAAAUUAAUAAACACCAUAAAUUAAUAAAUUUAGAAAACUCCUAGAUAAUUAUAUGGUUUCAUUAAAAUCAUACAUUAAUAAUUACCAUACAUAUACAAAUUUUUUGUUUUAUAUUUUUCUUCAAAAUAAAUUUCAUCUCAAAUUUUAAUUUUAGUUUUACUAAAUUGCAUAUAAAAGUGAAUUUGUAUUAUAUAAUGUGUAUUCAUCAUAUACAUAAACUAUAUCAAAUACUCUGAUAAAAUAGUUAAAGUUCAAAUCUAUAAACUCUAACCAAUAUAUUUUUCAUUUUUACACUAAAAAUAUUUUAAAAAAUAAAAGUUUUAAUAAAGUUUUAAAUUAAUAACUCUAUAAAUUAAUAAAUCUUAAGAGUCUCAACAUUAUUAAUUUAUAGAAUUUUUACUGAAGUGAUGACAAAAAAAAAAGAUUUUUUACUGUAAGUAUACCACGUGCAAUGUUGUCAUGUUAAUGUUCAAGUCCAAACCCCACUAGAGUAACGCUAACUUUUAUGUUUCUUCCUCUUUGUUUUAAGUAUAUACAGUGAACAAAUACUUGAAACACAAUUGUUUUACCAAAAUACUUUAGUAUUAACACGAAUCUUGCCAGACUCAACAGUAUCUUUUUUCACUAUAUUAGUAAAUAAUUUAGUCAGAUAAUUAAUCUUGUCGAUAAAAAAA
Molecule: messenger RNA, 3449 nt
Organism: Brassica rapa (field mustard)
Lineage: Eukaryota; Viridiplantae; Streptophyta; Magnoliopsida; Brassicales; Brassicaceae
Product: NAC domain-containing protein 5
Biological process (GO): regulation of DNA-templated transcription
Molecular function (GO): DNA binding
Source: RefSeq, a predicted model, not a curated record